AUGGACCAGGAAUCUGAAAAUGAGUCUGCUGUCCCCUCUGGGGACCACUUCGUCAGAGUUGCCCCUACGGCCCCUCCGAAUACAAUGCCGAAGGAGAUGAGGGGUAAAAAAAAAAUACGAAACCCGAAUUGUUGUGUAGAAAAAAGGGCGAAGACUGUAAUAGACAGACGUGCGCCCAUCAACCCGCUAGAAAAGCUGGGUUUGAUGUCCAUGAAAACGAGUAACGUCCAGCGAGAAAUAAUAAAAGGAAGUGAUCCCAUGCUUGAGCGAAACCCGUUGGUUGGAAGGUUGCCGUUCAUGCUCAUCAUAAAUGCGACGCUCGUGCUGGUUUUCAUAUCGGAGCUUGUGUUCAACAAACUCUCGUUCAAUGGCAGGUGUAUAUCGAAGGUGCUUUACCCAACGGCGGAGGCGGGGAAAGAUCCGAUAAUGCCGUACGCGGUAGAGCUUGGUUACGGGGCCUGUGAAUACAACCUCAACACUAGUGCCGCAAACAGGUUCUUCUUCGGAAACGACGCAGCCGACAGUGGGUGGCCUGCGGAACGCGUAAACCCGGAAUUGCUCCUGAAGGGUGAUGCGGCUAUCGACGCGCCAAACGAGCGAGUGUUCCAAAUACUGGGAGGUUCAGACGCCAACAUGGCGCGCAACUACAACGAAUACUUCAGACUAAUAUGGAGCAUGUUCAUGCACAGCAGCUGGAAGCACCUGCUGUUCAACGUGUUCUGCCAAGUUCAGGCACUCUGGAUUAUAGAGCCGGAUUGGGGUUUUCUCAGAACCUUGACACUAUUCAUCGUUAGCGGGGUUGGAGGCAACCUGAUGGCUGCGGUGCUGGACCCGUGUGGCACCACUGUCGGGUCCUCAGGAGCCAUGUACGGACUAUACGGAGCAAUGAUACCCUAUUGCAUAGAGUACUGGAACACCAUACCUAGGCCCGUCUUCCUCAUGUUCUACAACUUGGUCACGCUGAUCGUUGGAUUUGUCAUCGGGUUGUCGUCAAACGUUGACAACUACUGCCACAUGGUAGGUGGAUGUCUAUUCGGCAUGUUGUGGGGAUUCACGACAAUCAAAAGCGUCUCCAGUUGCGAUAAAUGUACCCUGAUUGAGCGAUCACUGCUCUCACCGCUUAUAUCUUGGGCGUUGCCCAGGUCAUGGAAAGCCAAACUCCGACUAACGAUAGUCUUCAAAAAGGACCGAGGCGAACGAAGACGAGAGGCUUUCAAUGCGCACAAGAUGGCAGUGGAAAGCGGGGUCAGCAUGCAUCGGAUAGCACAGAUCAAGAAGAAAUUUGAGAGGAACGGAGCGCCUCCAUGCCGUAUGAGGCUUAGAGAGUGGUUCAUCAGGCUAACCAGCCUGCUCACAAUGAUAUCUUUGGUGGUCCUGGCUUCACUCUUCCUGGUCAACCCUGCACUGUAUUCCAAGUACAAGCCGCCGGGACAAUAUAAGUUCGGCGGCUGGCGUACGUGUGAUUGCUGUUACGUCACAAACAUACAUCGACUUUUCAAGACGACGGAUCAUAUAACGGAAUCAUACCGCAACUCAGAUUUAUUCUGGUGCUUCAACGACGUUGAAAACGCUAAACACUACUGCGGAGAAGACUACGCCGACAACGGCCCUUCGCAGAACGUCUUUGAAUCCACAGAGGACGCCGCACUUGGCAUAUUAAGCACCGUACGCACUGCCAUCAAUUCCGUGUAA
Molecule: messenger RNA, 1692 nt
Organism: Babesia bigemina
Lineage: Eukaryota; Apicomplexa; Aconoidasida; Piroplasmida; Babesiidae
Product: rhomboid 4, putative
Exons: 9
Coding region: 1-1692 (563 amino acids)
Biological process (GO): proteolysis
Cellular component (GO): membrane
Molecular function (GO): serine-type endopeptidase activity
Source: RefSeq, a predicted model, not a curated record